Molecule: messenger RNA, 240 nt
Organism: Danaus chrysippus (African queen)
Lineage: Eukaryota; Metazoa; Arthropoda; Insecta; Lepidoptera; Nymphalidae
Source: the annotation of a GenBank genome assembly
AUGGCCCCUAUGGGGCGGAGACUUCAAAAAGAGAAGAACUUAUCAAGUGACCCACUAGGACAGCAAAGUAUUGCGGCGUCGGUGACAAGGCCGCAGGUUGUAAAAAUAAAAACGGCAAGGUCACGGAUACCAGUCCCCAUAGCCAGAGCCAGGAAGGGGAAAAGUUUAAAGACACAAAAUGAAAAUAUUACUAAGGCUUAUGGGGCGGAGACUUCAAAAAGAGAAGAACUUAUCAAGUGA